AUGUUGAUUAUAGGGACUUUAGAGGAUCUUGAGGAAAUUGAAAAAAAUAAAAUUUCUAAUUCUACAAAAGAAAAAUUUACAUCAACAGAUAAUAACAACAUAAUAGACAUAGAAAUUUUAAAUGCAUCUAUAGAAGAAUUAGUUAUGCGUUCAGAAUAUCAACGGCUCAUUCAUGAACAAAAAACAAUGGAAGAAAAAAUUAAAGACAAUGAAGAAAAAAUAAAAAACAACAAACAAUUACCAUAUCUUGUAGGGAACAUAGUAGAAAUUUUAGAUGUAGGGCCCGCAACUGAAAUGGAAGAAGGUGCAAAUAUCGAUUUAGAUGCGACAAGAAAAGGAAAAUCAGCUGUUAUUAAAACAUCGACACGUCAAACAAUAUUCUUGCCUCUUAUAGGUCUUAUAGAGUCUGAAAAACUUAAACCAGGUGACCUUAUUGGAGUCAACAAAGAUUCAUAUCUGAUUCUUGACACAUUACCUACUGAAUAUGAUAGCAGAGUUAAAGCUAUGGAAGUUGAUGAAAAGCCUAUGGAAACUUAUUCAGAUAUUGGAGGAUUAGAUAAACAAAUAGAAGAGCUUGUCGAGGCCAUUGUUUUACCUAUGAAACAAACAGAUAAAUUUAAAUCUUUAGGUAUUCGACCACCAAAAGGGGCAUUAAUGUAUGGUCCACCUGGAACAGGAAAAACUUUAUUAGCCAGAGCAUGUGCAGCUCAAACAAAUGCAACAUUUUUAAAGCUUGCAGCACCUCAACUUGUCCAAAUGUUCAUUGGAGAUGGUGCAAAAUUAGUAAGAGACGCGUUUUCUUUAGCAAGAGAAAAAGCACCUACUAUUAUUUUUAUAGAUGAAUUAGAUGCUAUUGGAACAAAACGUUUUGAUUCAGAUAAAUCCGGUGAUAGAGAGGUCCAAAGAACUAUGCUUGAACUAUUAAACCAAUUAGAUGGAUUUAGCAGUGAUGAAAGGGUCAAAGUUUUGGCAGCGACUAACCGUGUUGAUACUCUUGAUCCAGCAUUAUUACGAAGUGGAAGAUUAGACAGAAAAAUAGAGUUUCCUUUACCAAAUGAAGAAGCAAGAGCAGGAAUUUUACAAAUUCAUUCAAGAAAAAUGACAAUUGAUAGUCAAAUUAACUGGAAUGAACUCGCACGAAGCACGGAUGAAUAUAAUGGAGCUAUGUUAAAAAGUGUAUGUGUUGAAGCUGGAAUGAUCGCUUUACGACAAGGAGAAACUAAAAUAAGUCAUGAGAACUUUGCAGAAGCGGUCAAUGAAGUUAUGAUGAGAAAAAAAACUAUAAGUAAUUUCUAUGCAUAA
Messenger RNA from Pneumocystis jirovecii RU7, 1302 nucleotides. RefSeq names its product 26S protease regulatory subunit 6A. Gene Ontology annotation, biological process: proteasome-mediated ubiquitin-dependent protein catabolic process. The transcript has 6 exons. Lineage: Eukaryota; Fungi; Ascomycota; Pneumocystomycetes; Pneumocystales; Pneumocystaceae. The record is from RefSeq and is a predicted model, not a curated record. Gene Ontology annotation, molecular function: ATP binding; ATP hydrolysis activity; proteasome-activating activity. Bases 1 to 1302 code for a protein of 433 amino acids. Gene Ontology annotation, cellular component: proteasome regulatory particle, base subcomplex.